Molecule: messenger RNA, 1892 nt
Organism: Nymphaea colorata (pocket water lily)
Lineage: Eukaryota; Viridiplantae; Streptophyta; Magnoliopsida; Nymphaeales; Nymphaeaceae
Product: zinc finger A20 and AN1 domain-containing stress-associated protein 1-like
Exons: 2
Coding region: 711-1343 (210 amino acids)
Biological process (GO): protein ubiquitination
Molecular function (GO): ubiquitin-protein transferase activity; zinc ion binding; DNA binding
Source: RefSeq, a predicted model, not a curated record
AUCUCUGGUGCUCAUUUUUCUGAAGGAAAUAACCUCGAGAUUUUCCCCCGAAAUUCUCCGCCUUUUUAGGGUUUCUGAAGCCACCGGCUGAAGCAUUUGCAGCCAUUUCGCAGGGAUCCCAUCUGCCCUCCUGGGAACCCUGUCCCUCUAGUUCUCUCCCUCCCUCCUUUCCUCCUCUGGUUCGGUUUCGGGGGGAUUUUUCGGACCCUUUUUGUUCGAUCCCUUCUUCUCGUCGGUCUUCUCGAUCGACGAAUCCUUUCUGUAGUUUCUCAGAUCGGUUCCUUCUUCGUUUCUUCGUUUCUGUUUCUGCUGCUUUCGUUUCUUCUUUGUCUAUCGAUCGCCGGUGGAUCUCUUGUUCCCCUUUUCAUGUUAAGGAUUUCGAGACGCUUUGAUUCGGGGAUUUCUGUCCUUUCCUUUCUUGAUUCCUCUCCAUCUGUCAUAUGUUUGUGGCUUCCAUUUCCGGCUACGGGUUUUCUUUGUGAAAACUGAAGUUUUCCUUCAGAAGUCCGGCCUUUGGUGUUUCUUGGUUACAAAUCUUGUAGAUUUUCCUUGUUGUUUGGGGAGAUCUGAGGUGGAAAAUUUGCCCCUUUUGUUUGAUCUGCGAUCUUUGGUGUGAGAUCGGAGCUUUGUGUUUUUUGUUUCUUUUUGUGGAAAUUCUCUUCCCGGGAAUUCCAAUUUAGGUGUACGUCUUCGAAAGAUCAAGGGAAAUUAUGGCUCAAGAGAGCUGGAAGAGGGAGAAGGAUGAGACGGAUUGCAAGAUCCCGGAGGGUCUCAUCCUUUGUGUCAAUAAUUGUGGCCUCUUUGGUAGCCCUGCGACCCUCAACAUGUGCUCGAAGUGCUACAAUGAAUCCCUUCUGAAGAAACCCAAUCCCCCACCAUCUUCAACAUCAUCUUCAUCAGCAGCAGCAGCACCACCACCACCAUCAUCACCGUCACCGCCACUUUCAUCUACAUCACCAUCAGCACCGCAGACCCAGACGACACCAGCACCACCACAAUCAUCAUCCUCAACGGCUUCAUCUUCGUUUUCACCGUCUUGUCCUUUACCUUUACCAUCACAACCAUCUACGUCAGCUAUAGAGACGCCGGAAAAGGGUAUCCAGAAGCCGGAUUUGACUACGGAGGACCGCCCUGUGAAAACCAGCUCGACGGUUUUCCGGUGCGCCAGCUGCCAGAGGAAGGUGGGCUUGACCGGGUUCCGGUGCCGUUGUGGCGACCUCUUCUGCGCCCGGCACCGAUACUCAGACACCCACGAUUGCUCAUACGAUUACAAGGCUGCCGGAAGGGAGGCAAUUGCAAGGGAGAACCCUGUGAUUAAAGCUGCCAAGAUUAUCAAGAUCUGAGGUAUUCUUUGGCUUUUUCCGAGCAUUCCGGUGUUGCCUGCUGUUGCCGAUGAUUUCAUGAGACGAGGAUUAUGAUGGAAUUAUGGGCAUCAUGGUUGGUCUUCCAAGUUGUUUCUCAGAACCAGCACAAAGGGUCAAUGCUGACGGGCCCGAUGGAUCAGUACAACCAGGGAGGGCCCUAGUCGGCUGAUAGGUGCCUGGUCACGGGUUCAAACCUUUUUUGUCUUUGGUGAAGUUUUCUAGAGUUCAAUUCAGAGUUUUACGGUGUUGAUGAGCUUAAAGCAGCGUGGUCAAGUCUCUCACCCCAAGAGUAACUUGUUUGUGGAUACCAGAGAAGAAAGUAUAUGGAGGUCUAGAGACGACUGGGUCAUUAACCAAGCGUUGGCAUAGCGGAUUGCUCAAAUGUGGGACUCGUCAUUCAGAUAACAAUACUACCACAAACAAAAAGUCAUUGCACCAACCCUCUCCAGGAUCCUUUCUUUCUGCCUAAAGCAUGCUUGUGGAAGUCUUCGCGUUGAUUAAUAAGAAAUUCCAAGUCCAAUUAUAUCA